Acanthoscelides obtectus is the source of this 1013-nucleotide messenger RNA. NCBI's taxonomy places the organism in Eukaryota, Metazoa, Arthropoda, Insecta, Coleoptera, Chrysomelidae. The record is from the annotation of a GenBank genome assembly.
CGUAUCUUUAACUAUAAACAUAAGGGAAAAAUAUUCCUGCACAUUAUAGGUAGUGAUUAUAAAAACAUAAAAGCUAACCAAUGAAUGAAGAUAUACCCACCAAUUGCUUGAAUCCUAGAACGACUGAAGCACCACCAAAAGAAGCACACAUGGAAAACCCAAAUCAUCCCAAAUUACGAAAGAAAACCUUCAAAAGCCUCGCUUCAAAAUUAAACUGCAUGACCUACAGACUAAGUUCGUCAAUAGAAAAUGCAACUACCUCUAGUCUAUCUUCUGAAGAUACUUAUAACAAAAGUACUACUUCAACCAUAGAUGACUGUGAAAGUUGGGAUCGUGGAAGUGGAUCAUCUGAAGCGGAGUAUGAGGAAGUAUUGUACAACAGCAUUUAUGACACAGCAGAAGAUAGCAAGAUGCCAAGUGAAGAAGAAGUUGAAUAUGCUUCAAGUCAAAAUUCUACUUACCAGAAUCAGUUUGAUGAUAGUGACGUAUUUGUGGAGCCUCCACCUUCGCCAAUGGAGAAUCAAAACAAAACUAAAGAUGUCAGAGAGAAGCCAAGUGUUCCUCCGAAGCCGCAAAAUUUGGCUAAAGUGUCUCCAAAGCAACAAAAGGUUUUGUUGACAAAAGGAAGUGUCGAUGUCGCGUUAUCUUAUCAUAGGCUAGAAGAACUUGGUUCUAAAAGUAAGAUUACCAGUAAAGAUGUUCAAGAGACUCUACGUAUUGUUAAGGAAUUGGAAAAUAUGUUUCAUGAUAAAGUGAAUGAAAUACUGAAUAAAUUUAAAGAAGAUUGAUCUAGUAAAAAGUGGCUUUUAAUAAUAAUAAUAAUAACACAAGUCAAUAUAACAGAAGGGCUCAGUUACAAGAAGAAAAUAAAUGACAAACAAUACAUAUAAUAACAAACAGUGCAGAUUACACACACUUAAAUAUGGUUAAGCGGAUGACAAUAAAAGUAUAAAAGAUAAAAUUAUUACAAACUACGUUAAAAUCAAUAAAUAAAUAGCUAGAUUCUUUUUUAC